AUGGGGGACGUCCAUAGUAGGAGGAGUCCUCCAUUCCCUUCGCCUACCGAGACCCUGUCGUCCACCGUGUCUCAACCUCAUAUGCAGCCUCUCCGAUCGCCCGGCUACCGACCCUCCCAUGGUCACCAGUCCCAAAAGUUGGCCGAUGAACUUGCGGAUAGGGUGGAUGCUCUGGAGAAGGCAUCGGUCCAAGUACCUCGUCUCUCUCGUGGGGACUCCACGGAGCAUAGUCUUGGUCUGACGCCGAUCACCGAAGACCCGCGAUCGGAACGUGAGCGACAAGAAGAGCAAGGACGGAGCUCACACACCCUAAAGGAGUUGCGAAGGCAGAUGGAAGAGCUGCUCGUAUAUCAGCAAAUGCAGCAAACCCUGCCUCCAGUUUCGCAGACCCAACCCGUGUCUGCCCUCUCGAACGAUACCCCAAGAAAGAGAAGAUUGUCCAACACUUCCGUGGAGGUUCCAGUUACCAUCGUGCGCCCAUCUACAAGCUCAACGGACUCAGCCGGAACAAUCAAAGGCGUCGACACUGAAAUGCCAUCUCCCGAUCACCCACAACCGACACCAUCAUACCCCUUUCCACGAAUGCAGCACCGAGCUGCCAAGAUGGGGCUUGAGCCGGCAGGGCGCGUGGGACAAUUUAAAUUGAAACUUCCGUCUGAGAAGUCUCCUCCCACGGCGGAAUCUCAGGCUACGAAUAACCCUCCAACAAAAGAAGCAGACACCGCGCCCGUUUUUCUACCCGAUCAACAUAAAAGUGUCAUGGAAGAUCCCAAUUAUGCCAGCCCCAAUCUGUAUGAUCUGACACUACAACUGAAUGCUCAGUCAGGACUCGAAUCAUGGUGGUCUAACCUGAUCGACAUUCUGCAAACUCAUUACGGCGCCGAUCGUGCAUCACUUGCUGUUCCGGGAGAUGUCACUGAUCUAGAGAACGUACCCUGGGGCCAAAAAGCAGUCUUCAACGGCAGCAUCGAUACGUCGUUGGAUGACCUUCAAUCACGUAACCUCGAAAAGCCACUGUGCCCUGAAACUGCAGAAACAACUGCCACACCACGUAAGAAACAAACAACUGCCACGAGGAAGCCCGAGGAUGGAUUGCAGAGCAAAGCCUCGACUACACGGCCGUCUCUAGCAUCGCGUCAUUCUUUCGCAGGUUUCGACAAGAACAAGGAGAAAGUCCCCCACCUGGAUCAACACCAACUUCCCAAAACAAACACCAAGUCUGCGAAAAAGCACGUACAAAUUGCUGGCCAACAAGAAGAGCUUGCAGACGAUACCAUCAACGCCCUCCUCGGUGGUUUGCGACAGGCUGUGUUCCCGAUAGCCCGAGCAUUGGAAGUGGAACCAGAUCCUCUCAUUAAGCGCACAGGCGUGCCCAGACUGUUUGGACGGACCCGUCCUGCAGUUUUGACCCGCCAAUAUUCAGAAGUUUCCACGGAUUUCGCGCAUCCUUGGAACGAGAUGGUCCAAGUCACUCCCACUGUCGAUAGCCCCGAAUCCAGCUCGAAUCAAGGCACAAACCCGGCCCCAUUGGCUUCGAGCCUAGGUCCCCUUAGGCUGAGAAAUUACGACGAAUACGAGCAAAUCCCACAAUCUCCGUGGUCCCAGUCUCCUGCUCCCUCGCCUGCACCUCGUACGCAUGCGGACCAAAACCCAUUCUUUACAAAUCACUCGGUUGAUGAAGGGGCUUUCUCCAAAAACCCUCCUUCGCAUGAUUAUUCCAACAACCUCCCCUUGGAAGCUAUUGGAGUUGAUCAAUCCAAGACCGUCAUUCACAUUCCUCUUCUACACGGCGGUCAUUUUAACCAGAACUCUUCGUCGACGUUAAGAUUCCCUGUUGCCAUUGUAUCAAUGCUGUCUACAAUUGUGCCCUACCCGCCCAAUCUUAGGCAAUCACUCGCGUUUUUGAUGCCUCAUUUAACAAAUUCUUUCUGUCUGGCUCAACGAGUUAGCCAGCUUGAAAAGCAGUUAGUAUCAAAAGUGGAGACUCCCCGCUACGGCAACCUACUAGGUCUCGGGGGAACAUUCUCAGAUGCAAGCAGUGAGCUAGAACUUGUUGCGGGGCUAAGUGGUCAUGUCAAUUACUCCGUCGGUGAUAAUCACCCAAUGUCUGCGCAUAACAGCAUCACCAGCCCCAGCGACCGUUCAUCUGCGAAAUUCAGUCCCGCUGUAUCUGGAUUUGGGACACCCGGGUUUGAUUUAGGAUAUGGAUUUGGAUCCACGAAUCAUUCUCCAAGAUUGACAUCACGUUCUGGCGGAGAAAGUGCUGAUGGGUACUUCAAUGUUCCACCGCAGAAAAGCACUCGAGAAAAUAUUUCUCAAACCAGACCUCGGCUCUCUAAGUCAAAAACCAACAUUGAAUCUUCGACACCGGCUUCCCCCGGGAAAUCGGUUGGCAAAGCGACCACUUGCGAGGACACCAAUCCACUAGACCCGACUGUGAUAGUCGGAUCUCCAUUACAGGAGAUCAGACCCCACCUUCCUACCCUUUCUCCAACUCAGCAGUCAUCACGUCAAGCAUCUACAAACUCCUUGUAUGCUCAGUUACAGCGAGAGAUCUCACGCCCGGUUCCUGACACAAUAGCCCAUUUAAUGCUGAACUCAAUUCCUUUGCAUCUGUUCCUGGCCAAGCCCCAGAGCGGCGAGGUGAUAUGGACCAACAGCAAGUUCGAUGCAUACAGAAGAAGCCAGCCACAGGAACACACAUUGCGUGACCCGUGGCAAAAUAUACACAGCAGCGAACGCGAGCAUGUGGAUAGCGAAUGGGCAAAUGCCUUACGGACAGGCGCGCAGUUCACUGAAAGGGUCCGGGUCAGAAGAUACAAUGAUGAAUCAGCAUACCGUUGGUUCAUUUUUCGGGCAAACCCGCUGAUCUCAUCGGCAACAGGAGAAUUGCUAUAUUGGAUCGGCUCUUUCCUGGACAUCCAUGAGCAACACAUUGCUGAACUUGAAGCGACACAAGAAAGAGAGAAGUUUGCUAUCGACGCAAAGUACCGGGCAUUUUCCAAUUCGAUCCCACAAGUCGUUUUCGAGGCAACAGAAAACCGUGGGUUGAUCUUUGUGAACGAGCAGUGGAAUUUGUACACUGGUCAAACCCUCGAGGAAGCACACGACCUUGGAUUCACCAAACAUGUCCAUCCCGCUGAUCUUGAAAAGUGUGGAGGAUUGUCUCUCAACAAAGCAGCCCGUCAUGCAGACUCGGACGACAUUGCACCGUCAUCAUCCAUCGUCGGUGUCGGAUCAGCUCUGGAUGAGCUGGUGAGACGCGGAGUUGCUUCUUUACAGAAAGACGAGAAUGGUCGAGUGUUCUAUUCUACUGAGAUUCGUCUUAGUUCCCGAGGUGGUGAUUUCAGGUGGCAUUUGGUUCGCCUAGUACGUGUCAAGACAAGCAGUUUUGGAAGCGAGGAAGCCUCUUGGUACGGAACAUGUACCGAUAUCAACGACCGCAAGAAUCUUGAAAGAGAACUCAACAAGGCCAUGCAACAGCUGAACAACCAAAUGGAGUCCAAGACAAAGUUCUUCAGCAACAUGUCCCAUGAAAUUCGAACACCGCUCAAUGGAAUUCUGGGCACCAUUCCGUUCAUUCUUGAUACACAACUUGACAGUGACCAGAGGCGAAUGCUUGACACCAUCCAAAACAGCUCAACCAAUCUUCGCGAGUUGGUCGAUAAUAUUCUCGACGUUUCGCGUGUUGAAGCUGGAAAAAUGUCGAUGGUCAAAUCUUGGUUCCACGUCAGGUCCAUGAUAGAGGAUGUGAUUGACACCAUCGCCUCCCGAGCGAUUGAUAAGGGCCUCGAGAUCAACUAUCUCAUGAGCGCAGACGUACCAUCCAUGGUGAUCGGAGAUCGAUUCCGAAUUCGCCAAAUCCUCAUCAACCUUCUCGGAAACGCGGUCAAGUUCACCGCGCAAGGUGAAAUCCAUAUCUCCUGUAGCAUGCAUCGCAAUGCAAUUACAGAUGACAAGGACACCCAAGCAUUUUUGGGUUUCGAGGUCGUAGAUACCGGGAAAGGCUUCAGCCCACAGGAUGCGGAACGACUGAUGCAGCGGUUCAGUCAACUUGGAGAAAAUGGCUCUCAGCAACAUGCAGGCAGUGGCCUUGGACUAUUCCUGUCAAAGCAGCUUGUUGAAAUGCAUGGCGGCAAGCUUACGCCUAGCAGCAAAGAGGGCCAGGGCGCAAAGUUCUCUUUCAAUGUGGAGGUUGAUGCUCCUCCGCCACCGUCGCCCUCUGAACAACCUAAACUGCUUCGCCAUGGUUCAAGCGGCUCCAGAAGACCACCAAAUUCCAGAACGACCUCUUAUCAACAAGCGCCACCUUUACAUUCUCAUGACUCUGACUCGCCUUCUGGACUCGGCUCAAAGAAUCUCUACCCACCUUCGAUCGGAUCUUCCGCUUUGCCCACCCCAGAUAUUGGCUCUGAUCCUUUACCGCCUCCUUUGGAUCAGACGAAGGCCUUGUCAGGCAUACCGGAUACUGUUUCAAGCCGAGAAAUUGAACCUGCCGUCACGAAACCUGGUGCAAGCUCAUCGAAUUCGCCAGCCCAUUUAACAUCGCCUUUGUCUCAAACAUCUGCGUCUCCAAAUCAAGCAGAGGGCCCUGUCGCCGUUCCGUCUAACGGUCCAUUUUCUAUCGUGAUCUUAUGUUCGCUUGAAAAUUCUCGAAAAGCCACAAAGCAGCACAUCGAGCAAGUUGUACCUCGCGAGAUUCCUUUCAACAUUAAAGCAUUGCCUGAUGUUGAUGAGUGGAAAGACAUGCUACAUCAUACUUCUGAUACGCAGCCUUGCACGCAUUUGGUCUUGAAUCUUCCCACCGAUGACAUCCUCGAGGUCAUUCACCUUGUUUCUGAUUCACAGAUGGACCCCGCACCGGUUGUGGUAAUCAUAUCAGAUCUAUACCAGAAACGCCAAAUCAGCACGCGAGUCAAAGAGCUGGCGGCAACAGGGAAGCAGGUCUUCAUUGUGCCAAAGCCCGUCAAGCCCUCUGCAUUCUCCACCAUUUUCGAUCCCGACAGCAAGCGUGAACUAAGCAAAGAUCGGAACCAAGACAUGGCACGCGAAAUCAAUAACAACUUCAAGACCGUAUCCAAGAUGGUCAAAGAGGUUUUGGGUAACAAAGGUUAUCGAGUCUUGCUUGUGGAAGACGACGAAACCAACCGCGAUGUCAUGUUGAAAUACUUGGAUAAGAUCAAACUCAUGUCAGAAACGGCAUCCAAUGGAGAGGAGUGUACCAACAUGGUGCUCUCCAAAGAACCAGGAUACUAUUCUCUCAUUAUUUGUGAUAUCCAAAUGCCCAUCAAGAACGGUUACGAGACCUGUAAAGAUAUCCGUGACUGGGAACAAAAGAACCAUUAUCCGCAGAUUCCAAUCAUGGCCCUUUCGGCCAACGCAAUGACAGAUCAAAUCGAAGACGCUGCCCGUGCAGGAUUCAAUGACUAUGUCACUAAGCCGAUCAAACACAACGAAUUGGGCAAGAUGAUGAUGGGACUUCUCGAACCCGGUCGACCCCUCAUGCUUUUACGGGACCGCCUUGGCCCAGAGCAUCAGAAAGCCGCCGCUGCUGCUCGCCGUUAA
Penicillium arizonense is the source of this 5565-nucleotide messenger RNA. It is a transcript of the gene pkhB, whose product is annotated as putative sensor histidine kinase/response regulator. The record is from RefSeq and is a predicted model, not a curated record. Lineage: Eukaryota; Fungi; Ascomycota; Eurotiomycetes; Eurotiales; Aspergillaceae. Bases 1 to 5565 code for a protein of 1854 amino acids. The transcript has 3 exons. Gene Ontology annotation, molecular function: phosphorelay sensor kinase activity; histidine phosphotransfer kinase activity. Gene Ontology annotation, biological process: phosphorelay signal transduction system; protein autophosphorylation.